GUUAAGGAAACCCUACGUUCCUGAACGCACCCCAGAUUUAAGUUGUUGGAGCAACAAGAUAAACCAUGCUUGUAGUCGAAGCGACUGUUGUUUCUAGUCCUAGCAACAGUUGUUUCAAUUCAUGGUAAAUAAAUCAUCAAAUGUGGCUAGUUUUUGGAUCCAAAUAUUGACUAACGAGUUGAACAACGUCGUAUGUCCUGUAUUGGGUACAUUAGCUAACACUAUCAAGGACCAUAGUGCUGAUACAGGUACAUCUUUGCCGGAGUAAUGUCUGCAGUCAGUAGCCUGGUCCCAGCUCGAUUCCUGACUCUCACUGCUCACCUCGUCAUCGUCAUCACCAUUUUCUGGUCACGGGAGAACAAUGUUGAAGCUUGCCUGCCUUUGGAUUUCACACAGGAGCAAUAUGACAAGGAGGACACCAAGUUGGUGGUAGCAUUGUCAGUGACCAUGGGUCUGUUUGCUAUAGAGCUGGCUGGCUUCUUCUCUGGUGUGUCAAUGUUCAACUGCAGCCAGGGCCUCCUCUCGUUGGCUGCCCACUGCAGCGCAUCCGUCUCCCUGUCUUUCUUUGUCUUCCAGAGAUGGGAGUGUUGGACAUACUGGGUUAUUUUUGCCUUCUGCAGUGUUCUCCCUGCGUUUGUGGAGAUGCUUCUCUUCAUCGCAGUAUUCGGACUGAAGAAGAAGCCACUAUAACCGAGAGCAGCGUUUCACAUCGAUGUUCGGUCUGGGAUGUAGUGUCCAUCCUUCCCAGCACUUGUACACAGCUGUCCAAGUGUGUGACUGCUCAAUAGUGUCAAGGAGAUAUGGUGGAUGUUAGUGAUUUUGAUGGUGAUCGUAGUGACAAAG
This is a messenger RNA of Coregonus clupeaformis (lake whitefish), 843 nucleotides long. Its product is annotated as transmembrane protein 107. NCBI's taxonomy places the organism in Eukaryota, Metazoa, Chordata, Actinopteri, Salmoniformes, Salmonidae. The record is from RefSeq and is a predicted model, not a curated record. Gene Ontology annotation, biological process: non-motile cilium assembly; protein localization to ciliary transition zone. Gene Ontology annotation, cellular component: MKS complex. The transcript has 6 exons. The coding region runs from base 268 to 690 and encodes 140 amino acids.